AUGAAGAAGAAGUUCCGAAGCAGCCGUUUUUCAGCACCGGAGUUGGAUCCAUGGCGCGCGUGUCGAUGUUCCGAAGCUUUGGAACAACGACAAGAGGAGUUGCGGCAAGAACAAGUGACUGCGGUGGAGCAACUGCAACAAAGCCUGGAGGAACAAGUUGCCAACUUGCUCUCGCUGAAUGAAGAUCUCAAGACAGCAGACAUGGCACAGGUGGAACAGUUAACCACCAUCUUCCGGUGCAUCGAUGACGUCAAAAUGGAACUUGAUCUGCGGGCGCGAGGUGUCUGGGUUGAGCGCUUGGACACGGAGCAGACCGACCUGAAGAAGCAACUGGAGCAGGAGACUCAACGUCUGUCCGAUGCCUUGCAGAAGAUCUGGCCGUCCUUGGAACGAUCUGAUGAGAAGGAGCGGAAACUGGAGGCAUGGAGUCAGCAAGCAGCAAAGCAACUGCAGGCUGUAAGGGUGGCCAACGGCGAACUGAUCGACGACUUCCAGAAGGUUGCAAAGAAGGCGAAAGAGGAUCAGGUGUCCUACAGUCAAAGACACCAGGCGUUGACUGCAGACCAUGAGCAGAUCCGAGCCAGCCUGGAAUUCAAGGAGCUGUCGCAUGCGGAGCACAUGGCGAUGGUCGAGGAGCGUCUUGAGACGUUGGAAAUGGAUCUGGCCCGUGAGACGCAUCGGAUCGAGGACAAGGCGGAAGAACAACUCCAAUUCCUCGCGGGAAAAAUGCGUGCCAUGGAGGAGAAUGCCAAAGACCGAGAGCAAGCGGUGCUCUUUGGAGCAAGGUGCUUGUCUUGCAAUCGCGCCUAUGAAGACACGCUGAAGACUUCAGGUGCAGUGAAUCUACCAGGAGAGAAGCGCAAAGCACAGGUCUUUGCGGAGAUUCAACGAGCGCUCCACAGCCCCAGGCGAUGGCACCGGCGAAAAAAAUAG
Molecule: messenger RNA, 933 nt
Organism: Cladocopium goreaui
Lineage: Eukaryota; Dinophyceae; Suessiales; Symbiodiniaceae
Source: the annotation of a GenBank genome assembly